GCGUCUGUGCGUGUAUAUACGGACACCACAACACCGACGACCGGCCAACUCUCGCUCGCACUACCCUCCACCUCCAGUCCAAUCUCGCUCGCAGUCACAGAGCCCCCGGCGACAUGUCCACCACCGGCGCCGCCACAUCUACGGCAGGCGACGACCGCCGCCGAGCGCUCCAGGCGUUCGACGACACCAAGGCGGGCGUCAAGGGCCUGGUCGACGCGGGCGUCACCGCCGUCCCCGCCAUCUUUCACCACCCGCCGGACUCCCUCCCCCUUGACGCGCCUCCUCAGCCACACCACGAGCACCGGUUCACCAUCCCGGUCAUCGACCUCGCGGGCCUCGGGACGCCGUCGGGGCGAGCCUCCGUGGUCGGAGCGGUGAGGGAAGCCGCGGAGACGGUUGGCUUCUUCCAGGUGGUGAACCAUGGCGUGCCGGAGGCGGCCAUGUCGGAGAUGCUCGCGGCGGUGCGGCGCUUCAACGAGGAGCCCGCAGAUGCCAGGGCGCCGUACUACAGCCGGGACCACGGCCGGCGCGUCAGGUACACGAGCAACUUCGACCUGUUCCAGUCGCCGGCGGCCAACUGGCGCGACAGCAUUUACAUUGACAUGGCGCCGGAGCCGCCGGCGCCCCAGGAGAUCCCGUCGGCGCUCCGCGGUGUCGCGGAGGAGUACGCGCGGCUGGCGCGGCGGCUGUACCGCGAGCUGCUGGAACUGCUGUCGGAGGCGCUGGCGCUCCGCCCCGGGCACCUUGAGGAGGACGCCGCGUGCCUCGACGGGCUCAACCUUGCGGCACACUACUACCCGGCGUGCCCGGAGCCUCACCUGACCGUGGGCACCACCCGACACUCCGACCCCAGCUUCCUCACCGUGCUCCUCCAGGACGACAUCGGCGGCCUCCAGGUGCUCGUCGACAACCUCGAGGAGGAGGGCAAGUCUUCUGUCUGGGUGGAUGUGCCGGCGGUGGCGGGGGCGCUGGUGGUGAACGUCGGCGACUACCUGCAGCUCGUGUCCAACGACAGAUUCAAGAGCGUGGAGCACCGCGUGGUGGCCAACGGCGCGGGUCCCCGGGUGUCGGUGGCAUGCUUCUUCAGGACGUACGGCGCCGCCGCAUCCACGAGGGUGCUGCAGCCGAUCGUCGCCGGCGGAGACCGCGCGAGGUACAAGAGCGCGACGGUGGAGGAGCUUCUCCGGCACUACAGGGCCAAGGGCCUGGACGGCACCUCCGCGCUCGACCACUUCAGGCUCUGAAUGGAGCGCAGAUGGUGUAUCUUCAGUUUACCUCUUCUCGUGUUUAAGUGUGGAAUUGUGGACGCCUUCGUGGAUUAAUUGGACAUUCAAUCAUGGAUUUGUUAAUUUUCUCGUCAAUUGUUACUAGCCAUGGAUUUGUUAACGAACUGAUUAGAGUUAUUAUUCAGUGAGUAUGUAUUUGCUUCGA
Messenger RNA from Aegilops tauschii subsp. strangulata, 1431 nucleotides. Its product is annotated as 1-aminocyclopropane-1-carboxylate oxidase homolog 1-like. The record is from RefSeq and is a predicted model, not a curated record. Lineage: Eukaryota; Viridiplantae; Streptophyta; Magnoliopsida; Poales; Poaceae.